AGUUACGUUUUUGCGUAGCGGAGGCCCAGGUGAAGGAAGUGGUCGCACCGAAAAGCGGCGACAAACACGGGCUUCAGUGAAUGGCACCGAGGAAAUCCACCGAUGUAUUCACCCCCCUCCACGUACGAAGAUCAGACCAACAGCAAACAUAAGAGCUGCUGAAGCCAUUCACUAUUUGCACCACAUAUGAUUUGUUAUCGGAGGUUUCACCCCAGUCAAAUGUCGUUGUGCGUCAGACUUUGGUAAAGAGACAUUAAUCAUGGAGUGCAGAUUCUGCGUUCUCUGCUCUCCCAGGAAGCCUCUGUCAUAUUCUUGAACUUCUCCAAAGAGGUGCACGAUGAAAUGAGAUAGAGUGGCCGAUUGGAGGAGCCGCACCUCACCUCCAGAGUUUGAUCAUGGCAGGCCUACAGCUGGUCACCCCCGCCUCCUCACCCAUGGGGCCGUUCUUUGGGUUGCCAUGGCAGCAGGAGGCUAUCCACGAUAACAUCUACACACCAAGGAAAUAUCAGGUAGAACUUCUUGAAGCAGCUCUUGAACAUAAUACUAUCGUCUGCUUGAAUUCUGGCUCAGGGAAGACGUUUAUUGCAGUACUUUUAACAAAGGAGCUCUCCCACCAAAUCCGUGGACACUAUGAUGAAAAUGCAAAGAGGACCGUUUUUCUUGUGAACUCAGCCGCAUCUGUGAUUCACCAGGCAGCGGCGGUCCGGACGCACUCUGACCUCCAGGUGGGAGAGUACAUCGACGUGGAGCAGACCUCAGAGUGGAGCAAUGAGCGAUGGAGACAGGAGAUCAGAGAGAAUCAGGUGCUGGUGAUGACAUGUCACAUAUUCCUGUACAUCCUAAAAAACAAAAUAUUACCGCUAUCGAAAAUCAACUUGGUCGUAUUUGAUGACUGCCACCUGGCCGUCACAGAGCACCCAUACUGUGAGGUGAUGAAGCUUUUUGAAGGCUGUGGAAGCCCUCGUGUCCUGGGUCUCACAGCCUCGAUUCUCAACGGGAAGUGCGACCCGCUGGAGCUCGAACACAAAAUACAGAAUUUGGAGCAAAUCCUCAAAAGCAACGCUGAAACUGCCACAGACCUUGUCGUCUUGGACCGAUACGCCUCUCAGCCCAGAGAAGUGGUGCUGGACUGCGGCCCGUACGUGGACAGGAGCGGCCUGUCGUCGCGUCUGCAGAAGGAGCUCAACGAAGCGCUGCAUUUUCUCAACGACUGCAACAUCGCCGUGUCCAGAGAAGACCGCGACCCCACCUUCAUCUCUAAACAGGUGUUGGGCGACUGCCAGGCCGUGCUGCAGGUGCUGGGGCCCUGGUGCGCAGACAAAGCCGCUGGAAUUAUGGUCCGUGAACUCCAAAAGUACAUCAAACACGAACAGGAGGAGCUCACCAGAAAAUUCCUCCUCUUCACGGACACCAUCCUCCGGAAAAUCCACGCUUUGUGUGAGGAACACUUCUCCCCGGCCUCGUUGGACCUGAAGUUUGUCACACCAAAAGUACUGAGGCUGCUGGAGAUUCUGCACGAGUACAAGCCCUUUGAGAGACAGCAGUUUGAGAGCGUGGAGUGGUACAAUAAUCGUAACCAGGAUAAUUACGUGUCCUGGAGCGACUCGGAGGACGAAGACGAGGAUGAGGAGGUGGAGGCCAAAGAGCGGCCGGAGGCGAACUUCCCGUCGCCGUUCACCAACAUCCUGUGUGGGAUCAUCUUUGUGGAGAGGAGGUACACAGCUGUGGUCCUGAACCGUCUCAUCAAAGAGGCAGGGAAACAGGACCCAGAGCUCGCCUACAUCAGCAGCAACUUCAUCACAGGACACAGCAUCGGGAAGAACCAGCCACGCAACAAACAGAUGGAGGUGGAGUUCAGGAAGCAAGAAGAGGUUCUCAGAAAGUUCAGAGCUCAUGAGACAAACUUACUGAUCGCCACCAGCAUAGUGGAGGAGGGCGUGGACAUCCCCAAGUGUAACCUGGUGGUGCGGUUCGACCUGCCCACGGAGUACAGGUCCUACGUCCAGUCCAAAGGACGAGCCCGAGCCCCUGUGUCCAAUUACAUCAUGUUGGCCGACAGCGAGAGAACCAAGGCUUUUGAGGAGGAUCUCACCACGUACAAGGCCAUAGAGAAGAUCUUAAGAAACAAAUGCUCUAAGUCAGUGGAGGUUGGAGAGUUUGAAGUGGAACAGAUUUUGGACGAUGACAACAUCCUCCCUCCGUACGUGCUGCGGACUGAAGACGGAGGGCCCAGAGUCACUAUAAACACAGCCAUCGGGCACAUCAACAGAUAUUGUGCGAGGCUGCCCAGUGACCCAUUUACACACCUGGCUCCCAAAUGUAAAACUGUAGAAACAAAGGAUGGACGCUUCCAGUCGACUUUGUUUUUACCCAUAAACUCCCCUCUACGAGCUCCAGUGAAGGGCCCAGUGAUGAACUGUGCCAGACUGGCAGAGAAAGCUGUUGCACUGAUGUGUUGUGAGAAGCUUCAUAAAAUCGGGGAGCUGGAUGAUCACUUGAUGCCUGUCGGAAAAGAGACGGUGAAGUACGAAGAGGAGCUGGACCUUCAUGACGAAGAGGAGACCAGUGUCCCAGGACGACCCGGCUCCACCAAGAGGAGGCAGUGUUACCCUAAAGCCAUACCAGUGUGUUUGAGAGACAGUUAUGCUAUGCCAGGACAGACCUAUUACCUGUAUGUGAUCGGGAUGGUCCUCACGACGCCUUUACCCGAUGAGUUGAACUUCAGGAGGAGGAAACUGUACCCCCCAGAGGACACCACCAGAUGCUUCGGGAUCCUCACCGCCAAACCUAUACCUCGAAUCCCUCAUUUCCCCGUGUACACUCGCUCUGGAGAGGUGACCAUCUCCAUCGAGCUGCAGAAGUCCGGCUUCUCUCUGACCCCGGGGCAGCUGGACCUGAUCACGCGGCUCCAUCAGUACAUCUUCUCCCACAUCCUGCGUCUGGAGAAACCCGCUCUGGAGUUCAAACCUGUCCUGGCCGACUCCGCUUACUGCGUUCUACCUCUGAAUGUCGUCGGUGAGUCCAAUACUCUGGACAUGGACUUUAAGUUCAUGGAGGACAUAGAAAAGUCUGAGGCGCGUACUGGCAUUCCCACCACGCAGUACACCAAGCAGAACCCCUUCACCUUCAAACUGGAGGACUACCAGGACGCCGUCAUCAUUCCAAGGUAUCGUAACUUCGACCAGCCGCACCGCUUCUACGUGGCUGAUGUGUACACAGACCUGACGCCCCUCAGUAAGUUCCCCUCCCCCGAGUAUGAGACGUUUGCAGAGUACUACAAAACCAAGUACAACCUGGACCUAUCCAACCUCAACCAACCACUGCUGGACGUCGACCACACGUCCUCCAGACUAAACUUGUUAACCCCUCGACACCUGAACCAAAAAGGUAAAGCUCUGCCUCUGAGCAGUGCAGAGAAGAGAAAGGCCAAAUGGGAGAGUCUGCAGAACAAACAGAUUUUGGUCCCGGAGCUCUGUGCCAUCCACCCCAUCCCCGCGUCCCUGUGGAGGAAGGCGGUGUGUCUGCCCAGUAUCCUGUACCGCCUCCACUGCCUCCUGAUCGCAGAGGAGCUGCGCUCUCAGACGGCCACUGAAGCUGGGGUGGGCUCCCAGACUCUGCCCCCAGACUUCAGAUAUCCAAACCUCGACUUUGGCUGGAAAAGAUCCAUCGACAGUAAGACUUACAUCUCCUGUUCUGAGUCGUGUGAGGGAGAGGACGACGGUCACUGUAAUCACCAAGUAACUGAAACCUCCGACCCUCCGAUGAACUCUGACCCUGACGAACCCUGCACCAGGAACCUAACAAACGGCACUGCCACAGUCACCCCGUGUGACAAAGGCCACCCACAAGAGCACCUUCACCCAUAUGACAAUUGCCAAUGCUCCCAGCCCAGCGCCGCUGAGCGGGCCAGCCCUGAAUCAAUACAAGUCACUACCUCAGUUCCUGUGCAGCCCGCUCCUCGCUCCUGUCCUGAAGAUGAUUGUACCCGGAGGACCUCAGAUCUCCCAGAUAAAGCUACCUCAGUCUGCCCCCGGGCACCCACAGCACCUUGUCCUGCUCCGGCAGGAGACUCUCCCAAAAGCCUGGGGCCCAACCCGGGGCUCAUCCUGCAGGCCCUCACCCUGUCCAACGCCAGCGACGGCUUCAACCUGGAGCGGCUGGAGAUGCUCGGAGACUCUUUUCUGAAGCACGCCAUCACCACGUACCUGUUCUGCACCUACCCCGACGCUCACGAGGGGCGCCUCAGCUACAUGCGCAGCAAGAAGGUGAGCAACUGUAACCUGUACCGCCUGGGGAAGAAGAAGGGCCUGCCCAGCCGGAUGGUGGUGUCCAUCUUUGACCCCCCUGUGAACUGGCUGCCCCCUGGAUAUGUGGUCAACCAGGACAAGAGCAGCACCGACAAACUGAAUUCAGACGAGCCCAAAGAGGAGGUCCUGUCCAACGGUCAGCCCGGGAUGGACUCUGACGACGAUGAGGAGGAAGAAGAGGAGGAGCUGCUGAUGAAGGACGAGCCAAAAGACGAAGUCAACAUGGAGGACGAGCUCGAGUACUACAAGGAGCACAUCAGGUUUAUCGACAACAUGCUUUUAGGCUCCGGCGCCUUUGGCAAAAAGAUCUCCCUGAGCAACUUCACCCCCACCCCGCCUCCAGGCCCCAGCCCCGACUCCCCGUACGAGUGGAAGACCCCCAAGAAACCCCCUCCCCACAGCUCCGCGCACUACCAGCCUGAGCCGACCCACAGCGGCCCGUCCGAGGAAUUCGACUACAGCUCCUGGGACGCCAUGUGCUACCUGGACCCCAGUAAAGCGGGAGAGGAGGACGACUUCGUGGUGGGCUUUUGGAAUCCUUCAGAGGAGAACUGCGGAGCGGAGCUGGGGAAGCAGUCCAUCUCGUACGACCUGCACACGGAGCAGUGCAUCGCGGAUAAGAGCAUAGCGGACUGUGUGGAGGCGUUGCUCGGGUGCUACCUGACCAGCUGCGGAGAGCGAGCUGCGCAGAUGUUUCUGUGCUCGCUGGGCCUCAAGGUGCUACCACUGGAGAGGAGCAUCUUGGAGAACCGCCCCCUCUCCGUUCACCCCUCCCCCCAGAUCCCAGCUCUGGAUCUGGGCUACGGCUGGCUCAAGAUCCCGCCCCGGUGCAUGCUGGACCACCCCCACGCCCAACGCACGCUCCUCCACCUCAUCUCCGGCUUCGAGAACUUUGAAAAGAAGAUCAACUACACGUUUCAGAAUAAGGCCUAUCUUCUGCAGGCCUUCACCCACGCCUCCUACCAUUACAACACCAUCACAGAUUGUUACCAGCGGCUGGAGUUCCUUGGCGAUGCAAUCCUAGACUACCUCAUAACUAAGCACCUUUAUGAAGACCCGCGGCAGCACUCGCCCGGCGUGCUCACAGACCUGCGAUCGGCGCUCGUCAACAACACCAUCUUUGCCUCUCUGGCCGUGAAGUACGACUACCACAAGUACUUCAAGGCCAUCUCCCCCGAACUGUUCCACGUCAUCGAUGACUUUGUGCAGUUUCAGCUCGAGAAGAAUGAGAUGCAGGGGAUGGACUCUGAGCUGCGGCGCUCCGAGGAGGACGAGGAGAAGGAGGAGGACAUCGAGGUGCCCAAAGCGAUGGGGGACAUUUUUGAGUCUCUGGCUGGAGCUGUUUACAUGGACAGCGGCAUGUCCCUGGAGACGGUGUGGCAGGUGUAUUAUCCAAUGAUGAGGCCACUUAUAGAAAAAUUCUCUGCCAAUGUGCCACGCUCUCCCGUGAGAGAGCUGCUCGAGAUGGAGCCAGAAACUGCCAAGUUCAGCCCUGCAGAGAGGACCUACGACGGUAAAGUGCGCGUGACGGUGGAGGUCGUGGGGAAGGGCAAGUUCAAGGGAGUGGGGCGGAGCUACCGCAUCGCCAAGUCGGCCGCGGCUCGACGGGCCCUGCGCAGCCUCAAAGCCAAUCAACCUCAGGUCCAAAACAACUGAGCUACACCACAGCUCACUGCAUUAGCACCUAAGCUAACGGCGCGCUUCCUGACACGGCGCCACGCUAGCUAGCCCUGUUAGCCUUUUCGAUGGCGCAACCAAGGCAACCAGUCCGAAGAAGAGACGGGGGUAACGCAGAGACGGCUCUCACGCAGAUUUCAUCACUAUCAUCAGAUUAUUUACGUUUUUAAUUUGCGCAGACACAAUCUUUUACUUUCCUUUUCUUCGUUAAUCACGUGAGUGCUUUAUUAACGUUAGCAAAGUGUUUAAAAAAAAAUGAAUUUAAGGUCAGGUCGCUAUGUCUAUUCCGCAUUGUUUUGUCCGUGAGAUGAGGCUUAUUAUUGCUUUUUGUGUAGUAUUAGAGUGUAAAUAGUUCAAUCAAAUAGUGUAAAUCAAAAUAUGUAGGAAAAAAAGCAUAAAAAAUGUGAAAAAGACAAAAAAACAAAAACGCUAAACUCCUCAGCCUGUGCACUAGUGCCAGUCCGUUUUGAACCUGGCAUACAGAUACCACUGGAGCAACGCAAACCCUAGUGGCACCUCCUCUUCUUGAAAUGAUUUCCUGAAAUCAUUUUGCACUUAUUCCAUAUUAGGAUGUUCUUUUUGACAAUUGCGUGGUCACACUGACACCAAAAUCAUAUACGUAGCAAAGUAUAUAAAUCUAUUUAAAAAAAAGAAUUAUGAAUGAUAAUCCUGAAUAGGAAUUUUCAACAUUCCCAGUUACUGUAAUUUAGUUUUUAAAGCGCACUUGCAUGUUCUUGUAGCUAUAAUGUAAAAAAAAACACAUGACAACUGGAUGGCUUCAAUUAUAAAUGUUGAAAUCUAUGGAUAUAUCUAGACUGUGUGUGAGAAAGCGAGAUCUCUAUGGCAUUAUCUUGGUGAUUUUUGGUUUCUCGUGUUUUGAUACUAGAACGAAUGGUGACGAUAUUAUGAUUUUGUGCUUUUGUCUUUCCGGUUUUGAUAUAUAUAGAAAGACAUGACACGUUUAAAAAAAGACAAAAAACGACAAAAAAAAAUGCUGCAGACUUCUUUUUUCUACACAAUUGGACUUUUUGCAGAUGCCGCCAAUCAUUUCAAUCGCACUAGUUACUUUGCAUCUCACAUUUACCAAAGCUACCGUAUGUGACGCUCUACGAGGCGGCGGUACGAUCCUUCGAUAACACGGGGACGCCGGCCUUUUUAUGUCAUGCAAAUUUUGUUUCUUUUUUUUGCUUAUUUUUCUCAUCAGUUAAGCCCUUUUCACUAAAAUACCUCAGUUAAUUGCAUGCAUUUUCUAUCUAUAUAUUUUGUUUUGUUUGGUGCUAUGUUUUUUUUUUUGUAUUAAGCUUGAAUUUCUCAACCUUUUUGCACUGUAACUAUAAUACCUCUUUUGACUUUUUUUGGAAUCUAUUUUGGUUGUCCUGUUUGUCAGCCAUCAAAGCUGCAAAGGAGCGCUGCGUCCGUGUCUCCCCUUCCCCCUAAUCCCUCCCAUACUUGAGGUUGGUUAUACUUUGGGAGGAGUCUACCCUGCACGUAACCCUGUUUUUAUAUCAUUUGGAUAAAUCGAGGAAAAAAAACAACAAACAAACCUGUUAACGGUGAGCAAAAAGUUUGAUCAAAUGAAUGCUUGUAUAGGUAAUCGGAUUGCACUCUGAAAUUUUAAGCUACAGUUUUUUGUAUUUCAAAAAAAACUUGACGAAAAAUAUAAAAAUGUGUCUGCCUGGUCAAGUAAUCCAACCCAAAGGUGCCUCUACCUCAUGUGACCGGAGUGUUAUUAUUAUAAACUCGAUGGCAGUGGCAGGGCUGGGGACUCUAGGCUGUAGCGUCACCGACUUUAAAUACUCCGACGGUGUGCCUUUUCAGCGAGGAACUGGCUUCAGCAAAAGUGAACGAGAGUAACAGGAUCACGUGUUUAUCUGCUCAGUGUUUAAUAACGCACUAUUACGACGUUUAACUGUGACGGGAGACGUGGAACUGUUAGACUUUUAAAAUGCGUCUGACACUUUUUGUUAUUGGCAUUUUAGCUUCAAAUGUGUUCAUGUGACGUGUGUGUUUGAGGUCAUUUGAAAAUAUAAGCGAUCAAUUGUAAUAAGAGACGUUCUUGCAAGUUAUUUUUAGUGCAGUUUAUGAAUUACUGUCUAAAAUUUAUUUCAAUUUCUAAACAUGUGAAGCUACACUGGUCCCUCGUUUGUCGCAGGGGUUACGUUAAGUAGUCGUCAUUAUUUUUUACAUUUAUUUAUUUAUACACUUUAUACACUUUUCUCACACAGGCAUUAACAUUUUCUCACUUUUCGCUCUUGUUUAAUUGAUUAAUAGCGACUCACGCAUCAUUCUCUACUGUACAGGAGACGCGGCACGUAAAAAAAUCAUGCAAAAUUGCUCUUAAAAAAUCCACAAAACAGCGCAAACAAGCAAAAAACAAACAAAAGAAGCGCGAUAUAGCGAGGGACAACUGUAUAGAAUUUCUUUUAUUUAUUUCAAAACAUGACCUAUCUGCGCCCUGAUUCAUGGAUCGACUUUUACUGAAAACUAUUUUAAAGCAGAUUUAUUCUUACUAUGAAAACAUUGCACAUAUUUUCAGAAAGUCAAGUUGUUUAUGAUAUAUGAUGUUUUGGUUCAAGACGAUCGUCCCAUCAAACAGAACGAGCCUCUUAUUUGGGUUUCCAGUUUCAUUGCUGAAAUCCAGUUGUUUUAAGCCUAAAAAUGACACUUUCUGAUCUGAAGCUCCUGCAGACAAUCCUGAAUCAGUGCUAGUGCAGCCUCUGAGCUCAGUGAGUGAAUCUGGAACGUUCUGAGUCACGUGAGGCCUGUGUAAAGAGACAAACCUGUGUGUUUAAUCUGCAGGUUAAGCUCAUUCUGAUACAUACAGUAGAUUCAGCUGUGAUUGUAGUUCACUUUUUUAAACCAGAACUUUUAAGUAAACUCUUAAAUGAAAUAUUAAAUUGUCAGAUAGUGGUGCGUCACUCUUUGCUGAGCCUGGUUUCCCGCUGUUUGCCAAAAGCUUCUGUUUAAUUUCACGUGCCAUACCUGUACAUCUGGUGCACCUUUUUCCCCCUUGUGAAUUCGAUAUAUGUGAAAAAAAAAACACAAUGUGAAUCCAGCGUAGAGCUUCAGUCCCUCCCGUCACUGCCCACAAGUGCAGUCUGUCAACAGUUCUCAAGCUAGGUGUCGCCCCCUGUUGUCCACAAACACGAUGACACCACGAUAUAUAAUUUCCCCCUCAUCGCAAAACAACGGUGAACGUUUCGAGUGCAUCUGGAUUUGGACGUAGAGGGAGGGAUUACUGAGUUUAACGAAUGUGAAAUUACACAUACAGUGCCACACGUAUAAUAAUUUUGUGUCUGAUUUUAAUUAUAACAAAAACACACGUAAGCCUAAUGUGGCGUCUGUACCCAAACUUGUAUAUUUUUAAAAUCGUUUGCGAAAAGUAGUGUCAUUACAAUUAACUACUUUCAGGCAAUUUUAUUUUCAUUUUCUUUUAUUUGUACAUGUAGCACAAUUGAGCAUUGCACUUGGGCGCCAUACGUUACCUCAUGUCAAGAGUGAAAGGGAGAGGAUCGUCGGAGGAAGAGUUUUGUAAAUACAGUUUUAAGAUGCCUAUGUCUGUAGUAUUGGUCGCUGGUAUUAUUAGACAAAUGUGUUUUUCCGUGGACAGAGAAGGGCUGUGCAAGCAAACGGGACGUGCAAAUGCCUUACACACGUUAACGUUACAUCUGUGGAGCACGUUCCUGUCGUUUUGCACAGUCCUCCGUUUGAAAACUUUAGGAAGAAUCCCCAUUAGCUGCUGUUCCAACCAGAUUUAAUGAAUUUCAAGCUAAAGCUGCAUGGACGUACUCAUUACACCGUGUAUUUUUACUGCAAAUACACAUUUAAACUCGCACCGUGCAGCUUUUCUCCGCUUGUUUCGAUGCGGAUUUGCUUUGCCCGGAGUGUUCCACAGUUAUGGUGUUAGAUCUGUGGAUGGGCGAGCUUGUUCAAAGAAAGAAUUCAUGUUUUUCAAGGUAUUUUUAAGUAAGAAAAACAUUGAAGUAGAGACGAGCAGGUGGGAAAAUCCUCCUGAAAAGCUGCAUAGUGCCUCUUUAAGUCGUGUUUUAGUUGGUGCCAUGUUCAGAUUCAAUGCAAAAAACACCAAAAUGAUGCUUUAUAAAAUUAUAUAAUAUUUCUCCAGACCUCUUCCGUUUGAAGGGCAGGAUUUCACCUCUUUGACUUGUUUUUUUUUUUGUCAGAUGCCCUUCCUGACAGUCUUUUUGGAAAGAUUGUCAUGCAAAAUCCUGAAUGUUUUUGUUUAACUUGCAAAUAUCAUAGUUACUGCCCUGUUUUUUUUUAUAUUCUUUCCAAAUUUUCAUCUUUUUUUUAUUAUUCCCUGUGCGUUUGAAUGUCGUAACAGCAAAUAAUAGUGGGGAUUUUUCCUAGUUAAAAGUGUUAAACAUAACGAAUGAUUUAAGUCUGAGUUUGACGGCAUCUGGGUGAGUAAACGUUGUGAAGCCAGCAUGGAUUUAGAGCGGUGUCUGAGUGGGCGGAGCUUGUUGUUUUUCAGUCACCGAGCAGCUAAAACACCAGCAAAACGAAUGGAUCAAAAUGAACUAUCGUCAGCGGAGGGAAAAUGGGCCAUCGUAAUCUGCAGCAAAUGUUUAAGGGACAAUGUAAAAGACUCCUCACUCAUACUGUAACCGAGCUGCAGUGGUUUGCGGUCUGCACCUUAUGGAUCACAAAUACCUGUCUUUUAUUAUUAUUUUUCCCUUUUUUUCUUUUGUAAUUGUAGCCCUAUAUAUCUACAAUAAAAGUAAUGGUAUGGUCAUUA
Periophthalmus magnuspinnatus is the source of this 10740-nucleotide messenger RNA. It is a transcript of the gene dicer1, whose product is annotated as dicer 1, ribonuclease type III. Gene Ontology annotation, cellular component: cytoplasm; nucleus; RISC complex. The transcript has 31 exons. Gene Ontology annotation, biological process: apoptotic DNA fragmentation; pre-miRNA processing; siRNA processing. Gene Ontology annotation, molecular function: deoxyribonuclease I activity; ribonuclease III activity; RNA binding. The coding region runs from base 396 to 5963 and encodes 1855 amino acids. NCBI's taxonomy places the organism in Eukaryota, Metazoa, Chordata, Actinopteri, Gobiiformes, Gobiidae. The record is from RefSeq and is a predicted model, not a curated record.